CAGCUUCAAAACAAAAGUGUGAAAAGGGGAAAACAAAGCACAUUCACGGUCAAAGUGUGUUCGAUUGGUGUUUCCUGCACGCGUCGCAUCCUUUUUUUUGCAUCGGAAUUGCGUGCUGGCGAGCUUCCGCUGGCAUACACUGUGCUAGGACAAAAUGUACCAACCAUACCUGCAGCAGGCCGUACAAUCCCUCCAGACGCUUAGCUCGGACGAGCUGAGAGAUCUGCUGGGGGACGACGAGAAGCUGGACGAACGAGUUAACGAAGCGGUGCAAUCACUAGAAUCGUCGAAGGAUUUAAUUAUCGCCGAAAACCGCAGCCUCGCAGAGAACAACUUGAACUUUGAACCAAAGAUGGUCGAGGUGCGGUCGCGGGUGCAGGAGCUGGGCGACGAGUGCCGUACGCUGGGUGAAUCGGUGAAGGAAUUAGCGACACAAUUGGCUUCAAAGUCUGAAAAGAACAAUGCCGAAACGGUGCUCGCUCUGCUCCAGACAGCCGCAGCCGAAAGCGAAGAAGAGUCGGAAAAGAUUGUGAAACAGCUUCUCGAUAGCGAACUAACAGUAGACGCUUACGUAGAACAAUUCAUGCACAGUCGCAAGUUGAUGCACAGCAGAAAGCUGAAGGCGGAAAAGAUGGCCGAGCUGCUGCGUAGCAAUAGGCACCCGCCCGCACAAAGAUUUAACGCAGGCUAUGGACCGACCUCGAUGCCCUAUCCAUCCUCAGAAUCUGCACUUCCCGGCGGUUUCUAUGUGCCGCCCGGAAUGGGGGCUCCCAGCACUGCUGUACCCUAUCCGGUGGGGCCACCGUCGAUGCCGAUGCCGAUGGUCAUGUUCCGGCCGCCACAAUUCUAAUGGAAAGCUUUCGUGUAUGCCUUUACUACCGAUAACUGCCUCCGUAUUGUUGAUGGGUACAGUUGAACUUCUCCUGCUCCCCCCGGGCCCGACCGGAUGUAGACGAUUGCGACAGGCGAUGAAAGGUGAGCCAUCGAACAAACGCUUUAUUGAUUGUUCUAAACGCUCAACGAAGAUUAGGGCCAUAUAAGCUCGUACGAAUAGGUUUGCUACUGUGACACUAAUAAUGAAGAGUUUAAUUUGUUAAGUUAAAACAAUAGAACCGGUGCAAAUGGUAUCGGUUUGCAGGAGUAAGAGUUUGUGCCUGCCGAACAGGCUACAGUGUGUGCAGAAAUUAAAUAUAUCAGCGAAACGUUAAUAACAAACGGUGUUAACACCAAAAAAAAAA
Molecule: messenger RNA, 1238 nt
Organism: Anopheles stephensi (Asian malaria mosquito)
Lineage: Eukaryota; Metazoa; Arthropoda; Insecta; Diptera; Culicidae
Gene: Vps37B
Product: vacuolar protein sorting-associated protein 37B
Exons: 3
Coding region: 155-850 (231 amino acids)
Biological process (GO): protein targeting to membrane; ubiquitin-dependent protein catabolic process via the multivesicular body sorting pathway; protein targeting to vacuole
Cellular component (GO): ESCRT I complex
Source: RefSeq, a predicted model, not a curated record